AUGUCCUGUUCACAAUUCUCAUCUUUCAUCUGCCGCAUUGGCAACAAAUGCCUCCAGACUGUCGGCAUCAAAUCCAAGCCUGCUUCCAAGUCCCUCAUAAUCGUCAGUCUCAGAACAAUUUCUACUCCAAUCAAACUUUACUGACUCCCAUCACAGAGCUCACCAUACAACUUUCAAGAAGGACCAGCGGUGAACUUCCCAGGUUAUAGCCAAGACGAGUAAGCACAACAUCCAAUGUAUAUCCAUUUGGAUACCACUCUGUAUAUCCUUUCAUGAAGCUGACAUCUUAUCCUAAAUAGUAUUUCCCUGAUGAAGGAAAAAGCAAUAGCUUCUACUGCUGUUACAGACGACGGGGAAAGCGAUUUUAAUUUUCCUGCGAGAAGACCUUCAAGACCACACUCGAGAGCUGGAUCUGCGAGCUGUGGUCUUGGAAAGAGGGUGGUAUAUCACGCGAGGAGAGUUAGUAGGGGGUGUCUACAACAUAAUCAUAAUUAGUUGGUGAUGAAUACUGUUGGCAACAGAAAACGAGUAGGGGGAUAGUUGCCUUGGCCAAUACAUGGCCUUGUGCCAGUGUUGGGAAACACUGUUCUGGGACGAUACCGGGACCCUUCAUGUUGAAGGAAUUACUCUUGAAUAAUACACGGGGUUAUUAGGGGGCGCUAUCUAGAUUUGGAUUUGGGUUGGGUUUAGAUAGGGGAUGUCCUCACAGACAACUUGCACAUUUUUCUUUUAUACUUUUAAUCCAAGAGGUUGGGGAUAUUAGGUACGAGAUGGCAUGUUUGCCUCGAC
Molecule: messenger RNA, 789 nt
Organism: Hymenoscyphus albidus
Lineage: Eukaryota; Fungi; Ascomycota; Leotiomycetes; Helotiales; Helotiaceae
Source: the annotation of a GenBank genome assembly